GUUCUCAUCGACAACGUCAAAUAUGCCUGUGCGACAUGCAUCAAGGGUCACAGAUCCUCAAGCUGUACGCAUGAAUCAAGGCCACUCUUCGAGAUCAAAAAGAAAGGUCGUCCAGUGACUCAGUGUAUCCACUGCCGCGAGCUUCGCAAGACCAAGCAGGUUCACGUCAAAUGCCUGUGUGAAGUCAAGCCAGAUCCA
This is a messenger RNA of Cantharellus anzutake, 198 nucleotides long. RefSeq names its product copper fist DNA binding domain-containing protein. The annotation marks the transcript as partial. Gene Ontology annotation, biological process: intracellular iron ion homeostasis; positive regulation of transcription by RNA polymerase II; intracellular copper ion homeostasis. Gene Ontology annotation, cellular component: nucleus. The record is from RefSeq and is a predicted model, not a curated record. Gene Ontology annotation, molecular function: RNA polymerase II cis-regulatory region sequence-specific DNA binding; copper ion binding; DNA-binding transcription factor activity, RNA polymerase II-specific. The transcript has a single exon. Lineage: Eukaryota; Fungi; Basidiomycota; Agaricomycetes; Cantharellales; Hydnaceae.